AUGGUCAACAUCCUGCAGUCGAAAAUCGACCCCUUGCCUACCGGCAUUGACCUGACGGAUAAAACCGUCGUUGUUACUGGUGCUAGCGCUGGAAUGGGUCUGGAAACGACCAAACAGCUACUACGACUGCGCGCCUCGACUGUGAUUUUGGCCGUCCGCAAUGUCGCCAAGGGGGAGGCCUGCGCAACUGUCCUCCGCCAGGACCGUCGCAUUCAAGCCCACAAUUCUAACCCGACCAUCAAAGUCAUGGCACUUGACGUGGAUGAUUACGAGAGUGUACAACGUUUCACCAAGCAGCUCCGCGAAGAGAUUCCGGUGGUUCAUGUCCUCAUUCUGAAUGCAGGUAUCGGUCUGCUGAAGCUGGAACGCAGCCCGAGCGGCCAUGACCGAACCACCCAAGUCAAUUACUACUCCAACGUCUUGUUGAUCGCCGAGCUCCUGCCGUAUCUCGAGGCGGGUGCGGAGAAGACUGGCUCUCCUGCACGCAUUAGCUGGGUCGGCAGUCGUGCGCACGAGUCCUCAAGCCUCGAGAAGAAAGUUCCCAUCCAGUCCGGUGAAAGUGUACUUGCGCACAUGGACAAGGAAGAGUUCUUUGUCCCGUUCCAGCGCUAUGGGGACUCGAAGCUACUUUGUGCGUUGUUCAUGUACAGUCUGGCGCCGCGGCUGGAUCCCAAGAAAGUCAUCCUCAACAUGAUGUGUCCAGGCAUGGUGAACACAGGCAUGAGUGAUGUUCUCCCCCUGCAUUUGCGUUUAAUCAUCAAUGUUGUCAAGUCGAUUCGCGCCAGACCUGUUGAGGUGGGCGUCUGGAUUAUCCUGCACAGUGCGCUGGUGGUAGGCCCCGAGUCUCAUGGCAAGUUCUUAGGCGACAAAACCAUCUCUGACAAAACGGCGUUCAUCCAGUCACCGGUGGGCCAGGAGAUUCAGAAGAAACUGUGGGAGGAGACAAUUGCCGAGAUGGGCAGAUUGACGACCCUUCCUGCUGAGUUCAAGUAG
This is a messenger RNA of Penicillium digitatum Pd1, 993 nucleotides long. RefSeq lists its product as uncharacterized. Lineage: Eukaryota; Fungi; Ascomycota; Eurotiomycetes; Eurotiales; Aspergillaceae. The record is from RefSeq and is a predicted model, not a curated record.